AUGGAUUACGAAAACCGCAUCAAGGCCUACCGCUUCGUGGCCUACUCCACCGUGGCCUUCUCGGUCAUCUCCGUGGUCACCGUCUGCUUCACCCUACCCAUGUUGCACAACUACGUGCAACGCGUCCAGGACAGCAUCGACCGCGAGCUGGUCCUCUGCGAAGGCUCGGCCAAGGACAUCUGGUCCGAGGUCGCCCAUUUGAAGAACAUCCCAAUGGCCGCCAACCGUACCGCCCGUCAAGCCUACGGCCAAGGAGGUGACGCCUGCUCCGCCUGCUGCUCCGGAGGACAACCCGGCCCAGCCGGACCACCCGGUCAACCAGGACGCCCAGGAAACGCCGGAGCCCCAGGCUCACCAGGACAACCCGGAAGACCAGCCGUUGCUCCAUGCGACUCCAUCGCCCCACCACCAUGCAAGCCAUGCCCAGGAGGUCAGCCAGGUAACCCAGGCCCACCAGGACCACCAGGAGACAAGGGACCAGACGGACAACCAGGACAAGGCGGUGGCUACCCACAACCAGGCCCACCCGGACCAAAGGGACCCCCAGGACCACCAGGACCAAACGGAAACCCCGGUGCCCCAGGACAGCCAGGUGCUCCAGCUCAAGGCGGCCAAUCCGGACCCGCUCCACCAGGCCCAGCCGGAGACCAAGGACCACCCGGACCACCAGGCCCAGCCGGUCAACCAGGACAACCAGGAGGCCCAGGACAGCCAGGACCAAAAGGACCACCCGGUCAACCAGGACAGCCCGGAAACGACGGAAAGCCAGGAGCCCCAGGACAAGCCGGUGCCCCAGGACAAGGUGGAGAACGCGGUAUCUGCCCCAAGUACUGCGCCAUCGACGGUGGAGUCUUCUUCGAGGACGGAACCAGACGUUAA
Bursaphelenchus okinawaensis is the source of this 879-nucleotide messenger RNA. NCBI's taxonomy places the organism in Eukaryota, Metazoa, Nematoda, Chromadorea, Rhabditida, Aphelenchoididae. The record is from the annotation of a GenBank genome assembly.